Cylas formicarius (sweet potato weevil) is the source of this 5284-nucleotide messenger RNA. Its product is annotated as coiled-coil domain-containing protein 97. The transcript has 2 exons. The record is from RefSeq and is a predicted model, not a curated record. The coding region runs from base 293 to 1291 and encodes 332 amino acids. Lineage: Eukaryota; Metazoa; Arthropoda; Insecta; Coleoptera; Brentidae.
UGCCGUCGCGAAUCGAUCGUGAUUCGUGCGCUGGAUUAAUUACCCUUGUGCAUUGUUAGUGCAUUGGAUCGACGGUACUACACGCUUCCGUUUCAACCGUUAAGAAAAGGAUUCCAGAUCUACUACGCAGAGCAUUUGAGAUUCCUGGCACCAUCAACCAUCGGUACGCCGUUCGAGAGAAAGCGAGACGAAUUGGUCUAACCCAGAGUCCACUACAACCACUUGGAAAGUGAAUCUCUUCGACGAACGUGUUGGUUGAUACAGGAACGAAACUAAGAACUUAUUGUCGAUAAUGGAAACGGAAGAGGCGCCCAAAGAAGUCACCAUAACGGUGUCUAGCAACAUCGACAACAUUAUCCGUACCCUGGUAGCGAACGAGGAGGUAGUGUUCAAAAGCCAACAAAGAGGUGAAGCCGAACCGAGCGAAUCCGAAAAAACCGACAUUGCUUUGAGAUGUUACGAGAACAGCAAACUCAAUUUCCUGAUAAAAUUUGGCAAGCAUCUCGACCGCAAUCAGCUCAGCCACUUCGACCGGUUCACUGCUGAAUCCGAGCCGAACUGGGAAGAAACGGGUAUAGUGCUGGCCGAAUUGACGAAAAAAAAUUCUCGACAAUUGGAGGUUAAAAACAGACGUUAUAAGGCGUUGCAGCAGAUGAUAAAAGAAAACGCGUACUUUUCUGAAAUAGAAAUGAUGAAAAGGAAUCCCCUUCUUUACGAGCAACUGGUGGGGCAGUAUUUAACCGCUGACGAAAAGAGGGAAAGGGACAAAUACGUUAUGGAGAAGGGGGUGACGUUCGUUAAAAUAUUGAUGGAAGGAAUCGAAAGGGACAACGCUGAGCACUGGAUGAAGUUGCAGCAACAAAAAGAAGACAACAAGAUGGAAGAAAGCGAAUCGUCCGAUGAAGACGCUGAGCUGGCUACCGGUAACGUAAGAUGGGGGGAGUUUGAGGAGGACAAAAUGGCCGUCACUAAAAGCAAGAAGAGAUCUCCGAUGGUAACGGCGCAGGAGCGGCUGCUGCUGAGGCAGGAGUUCGUGACCACCAUGUAUCAAAAUUUUCUGGACGGCAAAGACGAAGCUUUCGAUUACAGCGACGUGGACGAUAGUGCUGUUUACGACAACGUCGAAGAAAUUGAACACGAUGCCGAAGAUAGAUAUUUCGAUUCCGAAGAGGCGGCGGAAGUUAUCGGGGAUGGCCACCAAAGCUCCGAAGAUGAGCUGGAUAUUUAUAUGAAUGCUUUGAAUCAGCACCCUGCGGUGUGUGACCUGGCGCACAAUAUGACUCGUCUGUAAUAUUGUAAUAAAAGUUUCAGUUGAACACAUGAUUUUCUAAAUAUUUAAAACCGUUUCGAUUUUUUUUUUUUGAUUGUCAGAAUAUUUUUUGUCUUAAAUACAACUCCCCGUAUAUGUUAUCUGUAUUCAAUUAAAAAUAUAAAUUUGCAACGACAGGAACCUUUAAAUAUGGUUACCGUAGAAGGGGCAACUAGGGCACCGUUUCGAGACGUUUUUUCGAAUAAGUCAAAAAGUUGUUCGCAGAAUAUCCUUGAAAAUAAAAUUGGUCAUACCGAUAUGAUAGUAAAAUAUAAAUAAAUAAAUAGUUGGGCCGAUUUGUAAAAUACGCUACACAUUCUAAUUAAAUCAGUACUGAUUUUUUUUUAAUUUUACAAUAGCGCCAUCGCAGAUUUUUUUUAUUGAAUGAAAAUACUUAAUGCGACUUAAAAAGUAAGGUACAUUUUAAGUUUUAUCGAAGAGUAUUUAUUUAUUCGUCAAAAUUAGUAUUGCCCAAUUAAAAGUAAUCUCCCCCAGAUAUAAUACACUUUUGUCAACGUUUUUUCCAAAUCUCAUAGCACUUCUAGUAAGCACUUCCAGGAAUUUUUUCUUUAUCCUCCCAAUCGUUCCAAACAUUUUUCAACACCAUUUGUUUCACUUUUCCAACGCUUUCAUCAGUUAUUGACGUGCUGGAGCAUCCAAAGCGAGGUUCGUCAUCGGCAACUUUUUUAUCCAAAGUAGAUUCAGUAUAUGCUGUUGUGAAUAUUUGAAGUGUUUUGCAGCACUAUGUUCCAUUUUUUACAUAUUUUUUGAAAAUUGUUUGCUCCAUUUUUUUUUUCACAGUAGAAAAUCGCCGAACACAGAGAACACGUCUAACGCUUCUAUCUCACAACAAAAAGUAAACGUAUAAACUGGCUGAAACUGUGAACGUAUGUUAGGGACAUGUGUACCAACAUAACAAAAAAAAUAUCGAAGAUCGAAUGUACAUAGUCCGCUCAAUUACAAGUCACUUUACUUUUUGAACACACCUCGUAUUCCCCUAAAUAUUUUUACCAUAUACGCACACUGCAUAUAUAUGUACCGUUAAUACCCGAAAACCGUUUGUAUGCAUAAUAACUAAGUAUUUUAGAAAUUAUGCGUAAUUGCCGAAACUCUUACUGAUUUUGCAUAAUAGCUAAGAAUAUUAGCAAUUAUCCGUAAUACCUAAAACAUUUAUUCAUUUAGCAUAUUUAGAAGUUAGAAGAAAUUUCAAUUUUUGUAUAGCGUGCGUGUUGAAAAGCGUGUGAAAUUUCCCGGGUAGUGUAAAUAUAUUUUGAUUUUCCUUAAUAAAAUUUUCUUUAUUCGAAUCUAAAAUGGACUUUUAUUUAGAUAAUAAAUGAAGGCGUAUGCAGCUUGGAAAACCUAAAAUUGGUGUAACAUUUGUCUUAACUACAACAAACUCUAAUUAAUAGUAUUAUUGUUAAACAGAAUCUGUUUUUUUUGCAACCAAAGGGCAAAACGUUAAAGCCACCCUAGGCCUCAAGUGUUAUAUAACAUUUUUGUAAAUUCAUUGUUUGACCCAGUGUCAAUUUUAAAAUUUACCCGCGUAUUAUUUAUACACAGAGAUUCAGUCCACUCCCAACUGUCUUUAAGCUUAUCUACUGUAAUACUAGAAACCAAAUAAGUUAAGGUUGUCCAUAUGUAGAAACGUUUCUUGCAGAGCUUUGCGGCUCAGUGCUCUAACAACAUUUUAUUAGUUUUUUUAGCUCAGUUAAGUAAUGAUCAAAAAUUUCACUCCCUUCUUGUUUUUGAUAGUAAAAAACGACUCUUUCAUUAAUCGUUUUGCAAUGGAUAGUAGUGAUGUAAGUCAUAAGAUCAGUUCUUGUUUAAAUAGAUUGCAUAACAACUACAUCUUCAGGUACUCCUGUAAAAUUGUUAGUCAAAAUCAAUAUUAAUGGUUAAAUUAUUAUGCAAAAUCACAAACAGUUUUCAAUAAUUGAGCAUAUUGCCUAAUAUGCUCAGUUAUUAUGCAAAAUCGAUUAACAGUUUCAGUGGUUUUUCUGUACAUAGAGGUAUUAAACUGAGUUGAAUCCGAUCUUGUGACCAAGAUAUAGGGAAUGAUAUUGCUCUGUUUUUCUUGCAUUUUCUAAUUAUAUUGUAAAUUCUUCCAGUUACGGUGUUGGGUCCUUGGUUAAUAAACUAUAUUAUCCGUCUCCCAAUAUCAAUAUUUUGAAUUACGGUAGCAUUUCCAUUAUCAGUUGGACGUAGCUUAAUAAUUUUGUCUUAUUUCAGGUUCAUCCGUUCUGGUUCUAUUGUUUGUUGGCUUUGUUUAAUUCAAGGGUGGUUCCGAUUUCUCACUUAAACUCUUCGUUGCGGUUGAUCCAGCUUUUUGUUCCCUGCUUUGCUUAUUAUAUCCAGAACCUUAACUUCUUAGUCUAAAGCAAAGAAGAUUACGGACAACGCCAGUCGCGCACUGGUCCGCAUGGAAUAGUUCGAGGAAGAAGCUAUCACAUCAACAACUAACAAACCUAAAUUUUGGUUGAGAUAUGUCCACGACACCUUGAAAAUAUUGCAUCACUCCAUGUAUAAAACAGAGCAAUACCAUUCCUCGAUGUCUUCGUCUUGAGAUCGGAUUCAGCUCAGAUUAAUACCUCCAUGUACAGAAAAAUCACAGAUACGCAUCAUCCAACCACGAGGAAUUAUUCCAAUCACUAUAGAAAAUAGCAAAGGCUAUCUCCAGCAACUCUUGACGAUGAAGCAAAACAAAUUAAAGAAGAUUUAAUGCAGAACGGUUAUUUUUAAGACUGAAGAACAAGUUAUUUCCAACUCUCAAUAUGAGGAGAAUAGCAACAAAAUAAAAAGUCAAAAAGCGCCCUAUGUUAUAGGCAAACUAUAAGAAGUUUAAUGACGAAAACCAAACCAGAGAACAUCACAGACAAAAAAAAACUGUAGGUACUGCGAUUGUGGAAAAUCUAACGUACAUGGAGAAACAAAUAGAUCUGGUCGUCUCUUGGACAGAACAUGACAGAAUAAAAUUAACAAACGCCAGAAUUCUACAAGAAGUUGAAUUUUCUGGUGAAUUUUGGUUUUUACGGUAUAAUUUAAAUAUUUAUGUUUCGAAAACGUUCAUGUAUUACACUUUCAAAAAUUCACAAUAAAGUUUAAUUUACACAAAAGAUAAGGUGGUCACAUCUUGACGAAUUUGUUAAAUUAAGUUUUAAUUAGUUUUUACAUUAGUAACUAAUUAUUACAGUAGCAAAAAAGACAUUCAAAUUAUCAAUCAAUCGACAAGGAAACCACCGAGAACCUGAGAAGACCACACUUUUCAAAUUAAUAUUGGUAAUACAAAAUUUCUUUGAUCGCAUAAACUAGGUAUAAUACAGCCUAGACCCAAUCAUGUUCAAAUUGAAAUCCAUCUACUUCAAUGCAUUUUGUCAUAAGCCUUCGCAAUUUGGCUGAACCAAGCAGAAAUAGCUUUUAUUUCCAGUACUAAAUUGAGCCGUCAUUCGGGAUCUCACCAGCCGAUUACUGGCAGGCCAUCAUAUAGCUUAACUAUUUCCACUUAUUCCACACCAUAUUUAUAACAUUUUCCCCAUUAGAAUCAAUUCGGAGAAAAUAUUCGUUUCUCGGCUCGCUUGAACUGCCGAUUUCCAAUAAAUGUCUAUCCAAUUUGGCCAAUAAUUGUAGAUGCGAUACCACCCGCUGCGGAUAUUGAUUUAGAUACCGUUCAUUAGCAAUUCUGGAAUUUCUGAGAGAAUUGUAAUAAAUACUUAACGUAUCUCGUUUUUCCCCUUUUUAAAGCAUCUUUUUUUCUAUAAAGUCGACUUAUACAAACUGCAGUGAAAAGUAACAGUCAAUUUAGGAAUUAACAACUGUGUUAAGUGUAUUUGACAUAAAUGAUUCUAGUCCGUAGCCACCAUUUCUUUUUGUAUUGUAUUUUAUUGUAUUGCAUAAUAAAUCAUUAAGUGAUAUAUAUGUAUUUUUGUCAGAAUGACUAGCUCUUUCGAGGUGUUGAUGAUGUUCACUCAAAACCGAAAC